CGGCGGCGGCGCGUGCGCGCGGCCCGUGAGGCGGCGGUAACAUGGCGGCGGCGGGGCGGGAGGAGCCGCCGCUGGGGCUCGAGGUGGUGGCGGAGGAGGCGGCGGCGGCGGCGAGCGCCGGGUUCCGGCUCACGGCGGUGCGGCGAGAGCCGGCGGUGCGGCUGCAGCACGGCGCCAGCGGGUUGGAGCCGCUGGCCUGGUCCGAGGACCACCGGGUGUCGGUGAGCACGGCCCGCAGCAUCGCCGUGCUGGAGCAGCUCAGCGACGUGCACAGCGGCGGGCAGGACAUGGUCAUCCACCGCACCGCCGUGCCCGCGCCCGGCGCCGCCUGCACGCUCAAGGUUGGCCCAAAGAAGGAGGUGGCUGAGUGCAAGGAGAAGUUCGCCAGCUCCGUGGACCCCACCGUCAGCCAGAUGUUUAUGCUGGACCGAGUGUUCAACCCCGAGGGGAAGUCCCUGACGCCCAUGCGGGGCUUCAAAUACUCCAGCUGGUCCCCUCUGGGCUGCGACGCCAACGGGAGGUGCCUGCUGGCAGCGCUGACCAUGGACAACCGCCUGACCAUCCACGCCAACCUCAACCGGCUGCAGUGGGUGCAGCUGGUGGACCUGACGGAGCUCUACGGCGAGCGCCUGCUGGAGGCCGGGUACCGGCUGUGCAAGGCCGACGCUCCCCGCGGGGAGCUGGGAGACUUCCCCGAGUUCCAGCGGCGCCACAGCAUGCAGGCCCCGGUGCGCAUGGAGUGGUCGGGCAUCUGCACCACGCAGCAGGUGAAGCACAACAACGAGUGCCGGGACGUGGGCAGCGUGCUGCUGGCCGUGCUCUUCGAGAACGGCAACAUCGCCGUGUGGCAGUUCCAGCUGCCCUUUUUGGGGAAGGAAUCCAUCACGUCCUGCAACACCAUCGAGUCGGGGAUAAGCUCCCCCAGCGUGCUGUCGUGGUGGGAGUACGAGCACAACAACCGCAAGAUGAGCGGGCUGAUCGUGGGCAGCGCGUACGGCCCCGUGAAGAUCAUCCCCGUCAACCUCAAGGCGGUCAAAGGCUACUUCACGCUGAGGCAGCCCGUGGUCUUGUGGCAGGAGAUGGACCAGCUGCCCGUGCACAGCAUCAAAUGCAUCCCUCUCUACCACCCCUACCAGAAAUGCAGCUGCAGCCUGGUGGUGGCCGCGAGAGGCCCUUACGUGUUCUGGUGCCUGCUGCUGAUAUCCAAAGCGGGGCUCAACGUCCACAAUUCCCACGUGACGGGGCUCCACUCCUUGCCCAUCGUCUCCAUGACGGCGGACAAGCAGAACGGCACGGUGUACACCUGCUCCAGCGACGGCAAGGUCAGGCAGCUCAUCCCCAUAUUCACAGACGUGGCUCUGAAGUUCGAGCACCAGCUGAUAAAGCUCUCGGAGGUGUUUGGCUGUGUCAGGACUCACGGCAUCGCCGUCAGCCCGUGCGGGGCCUACCUGGCAGUUGUCACCACCGAGGGCAUGGCCAACGGGCUGCACCCCGUCAACAAAAACUACCAAGUCCAGUUUGUCACCCUCAAGACUUUCGAGGAGGCGGCUGCACAGCUCUUGGAAUCUUCUGUUCAGAACCUUUUCCGGCAGGUGGACUUGACGGAUCUGGUACGCUGGAAAAUCUUGAAGGAUAAGCACAUUCCUCAAUUCUUACAGGAAGCACUGGAUAAAAAGAUAGAGAGCUGUGGUUCCACUUACUUCUGGAGGUUUAAGUUGUUCCUCUUGAGGAUUCUGUACCAGUCGAUGCAGAAAGCCCCCUCAGAGGUCACCUGGAGACCUUCACACGAGGAUGCCAAAAUCUUGAUAUCAGAUUCCCCUGGGAUGGGCAGCACUGAAGAUGACCAAGAGGAAGGAACAUCAAAACAAGCCAGCAAGCAGAGCCUGGGGGACACAGGCAAGGGAGUGGACAUUGAUGACACUGCAGAGGAUUCUCUCCAUCAGUCAGGUGACACUGGAGGCCGUGAGCCAAUGGUAGAAAAGCUCCUUGAAAUACAGGCACAGAUUGAGGCCGUAGAAAUGCACUUGACACGGGAGCACAUGAAACGGGUGUUGGGAGAAGUUUACCUGCACACGUGGAUUACAGAGAACACCAGCAUUCCCACCAGAGGAGUCUGUGACUUCCUAAUGUCCGAUGAUGGCUACGAUGACAGAACAGCACGAGUGCUGAUCGGGCACAUCCUGAAGAAGAUGAACAAGCAGACGUUCCCCGAGCACUGCAGCCUGUGCAAGGAGAUCCUGCCCUUCACCGACCGCAAGCAGGCCGUGUGCUCCAACGGCCACAUCUGGCUCAGGUGCUUCCUAACCUACCAGUCCUGCCAGAGUUUGGUGUACAGGAGGUGUUUGCUUCACGACAGCAUUGCACGGCACCCAACCCCAGAAGAUCCUGAAUGGAUCAAGAGGUUAUUGCAGGGACCUUGCACCUUCUGUGAUUCUCCUGUGUUCUAGAGAAAAGCUGUGUCAAGACUGAAAGCAUUUUCUGUGCUGCAUAAGCUCCCUCCAGCCUGGGAGGAUACAGAGACAGGAACACAGGCUGCUGGACAGGAACACCUUGUCCACAGCCCUGUACAUAGAACGUGACAGGUUCUACAAACUCCUGACAUCCAGAGCCCGUUCCAUGCUCCAGAAACAGGAAUACACCUGGAACAGCCAGUUUGAAGCUGUUUGGAAAUGCAUCCGUGGAAGCCUCAGCAGCUGGACACUGAAGGAGCUGGAGGGUUGGGCGUGGUGGGAAUUGUCCUUUCUGCCUGACACCAGUGGCAAUCCCCAAAAGCUGGGAUGGGAACAGCAGAGCUGCCUCUUGAAGGGUCCUGGUGGGUAGAGAAGCUCCAGCUCGCAGUGCUCUGCUUUGCAUUUUACCCUGGCAUUUGCUGCAGAACAUGGAAUUCUUCAGAUAAUCCAUGGUUCCAGUGUCUUGCCCAGAGAGGCAGGUGCCAGUUAGAGCCAUAUGAAAGAAUUUGGCCAUGACAUGAAUUCCUCUGAAAGUCUAGAGGAGUAACUGCCUCAGAAAUGUAACAGUGUUUCAUCAGAAGGGUCAUAGUGGCUGCCUGGGUCAAAUAGGAAUCAGUAAGGAUAAUUUUUAAAUAUAAUAAUUAUUAAACUAAUAGCAAUUAGCUUAAACACUAAUAUAUAUACAUAUAUAUAAAAUUUCCAAUGCUCUUAAGUCUCUUGCCCCACUUUCUUUUUCUGAACUAAGUUCUAACUCCUUCCCAGCUCUUGCCCAUGUAUUUGCCUUUGGUUUCACUGAACCCUCUACCAAGAGGAAUUCUCUUUUGAAGAGAAACUCAGUCACCAAAAGUAUUACAAAUUAACACUACUGUCAAUUAAAUUGAGAGUCUCGCUCAUACAGCAGUUGAGUUUUACACAAAUCUGACAUGCAAUAGUCACUCUUAGCUGAUGCUUUUUCUUGUCAUAAAAGCUCAGUAAAAAAACCCCAAACCAAACAGAACACCCCAAACCCAACCCCACCAUGGCUGACAUGCUCUAGGCAGGGCCAAGGAGGCUGGUGAAGCUCUUUGUGUAUCCCAGAAUGGUUUGGGUUGGAAGGGACCUUAAAGCUCAUCUCCUGUCCCCUGCCGUGGCAGGGACAUCUUCCACUGUCCCAGGCUGCUCCAGCCUUGUCCAGCCUGGCCUUGGGCACUUCCAGGGAUCCAGGGGCAGCCACAGCUGCUCUGGACACCCUGUGCCAGGGUCUCCCACCCUCACAGGGAAGGAUUUUUUUCUAAUAUCCCGUCUAAGCCCUUUGAAGCCUUCUCCCUUGUCCUGUCACUCCAGGUUCUUGUAGAAAGUCCCUUUCCAUCUCAAGUGGCUGAGCCCAGAAAUUUUUUUUGCUUUCUAUUUGUCUUAUCAGAAAAAACAUCCUUUUUUUGCCAUCUGUUCCUACAGAGAGCAGAAUCCUUUUCAAUCCUAUGCAGUGUUAGAGGAAUAACACCUCCCAAAUGUGUGUGGUUACUCGGAACAGUUUGUCUUGUUACCUUCAAUCCCUGCUGUCAGAUAACCCUGGGUUUGUGCAUUUCCAUUCUGCAGAGUACCAGUGGCAGAGGUGCCGCCCUGUCUGUGAUUCCUGACACUUCCACUGUGUGGGAAGUGCUCCACAGCUGUUGGGAAAUGAUGGAAUUGUGAAUGGAAUGAUGGAAUUGUGCUGACAGUAUCAGUCUCCCACCAGUGCAUGUGUGAUUGGUGCUUGUUUCCUCCAUUCAAUGACUAUGCAUAUUUUUUUCAUGUUCCUUCACCUUUAAUAGGAGCAAUUUUUUUUCAGCAGACAUUAAAGAAGUCAGCUGUCCUUCUGCUCAGUGUCUCAUGCAUUAAGCAUGAUCAUGCAUUGACUGAGAAGAACGUUACUGUAGUAGCUUAGAAACAGCAGAAGCACAUUCAUCUGUAAAAUAAUUAGCCUUGUUUGUAAAUAUCCUUGGAAGUGAUACCAUAAUUGUAUUAAAGAAACAUUUAGUUUUUUAUUGCUGUGCAUUGAAAAUUGAAAUUACUUCAGUGUGUCUGCAGGGAAGGGAAGUGUAGCUCGUGUUGGUACCCAGUAAAACAAGGAGUAACCUCAGUACCCAACGUGUGUGGAGUUUGGGGCCAGCUCUGGUACCUGGGACAAAACUUCCCAGUGCUGAUGGGGCGUGGGGGAACAGAACAUCCAUUUCCACAUGAGCUGAGUGGAGGUUUAUUCAUGGUGGGUGAGAAUGUAUUUUAAAUGGAAGCUGCAAGUCCUUGUCCUGGCAGCUGUGACCAGCUCAUCAGUAAAUAUUCCAGUUUAGAAUUCUGCCCGUGCAGAAGGGGAGGGGCCCUGCAGAACCCUGUCCCAGUGCUUUCAGAAAAAGUCAAAGAACAUUUCUUUGCCCAUGGUUUAGACACCAUAAAAAUAUUCUGAUCUACUGAAAUGUUUAAGUCUGGCUGACCCAAAGGUUCACAUGAUAACACAUUAGACUGGUUCUUGCUGAUCAUUUCUGGCAGUUCUCUUCAAUUUCCCUGAACUGAGUUUUAAUGCUUUGCCAUGCAGAAGCUCGAGCACACCUCACAUUAACAUUGCAGCAUUAGUGUUUAUUUUCCCUGUCUUUCAAGGCAGUAAAUACUCAGUCUGCCAUUGCCAGUUUAUUUAACCUGGUUUCAGACUUGUAGGAAAAUGGAAUUUUAAAGCCAACAACAUUGUCUCUUUGUGGAGAUCCUUUAGCAAAAAGCUUUCACUCUUCACCCUGACCUGUUCACAACAAGUACAGAGGAACUGGGAUUUCAUUUUUCUGUAAACCAGCACUCGUCCCUAAGUGCAUUUUUAACCAGAAUAGCAGAGCCCACCUCACUCAGCAACAUUUAACCCCUGGUGCUGACCUGAGUGGGUUUGGCUGCUCCAGGAAUAUUUUUAUGCCUCAGACUGGUGAGGGGCAGAUCUGGGGCUGGUCCUGCUCCUGCAGGGCUGCAGCAGCACCUCGGGCAUUGUCCCACACGUUGUCCUGGUCAGAUCUUGCUGUCACCUCCUGGGAAGGGCAGCAAGGAGCGAGCCCCUGCUGCCAGACCCUUGUGUUAUUUUGUCAUUGUCAGAGUUACCUCCUCAAACUAACACAGCUAUUGAGGCCCAGUCUGUUUGGAGACACCAACUGAAGUGUUCAAAGAGCAAAGCUCACAGAAUUGGAGAUCAUCUCAGCAGGAUUUGGCCAAGUUUUGCAGGAUACAUCAACCAAGUGAAUAGUGGGAAGGUGUCAACUGCUUGCCCAUUUGGUGGUGAACACUCUGGCUGUUCCAGGGCCCUCAUCUCCAGAGGGAGAGCAACAUUCCAGCAGAGACUGAGGGCUCCUGAUGUUCCUCUUUUUUUUUUUUUUUUUAAAGGGUUGGGAUAUUUGCUCUUGCAGCUGAGAAUUAACAGGCAGAGAUCCUGUUUGUCCAGAGCUAAGGUGUGAUUUUCCUUGAUGAGGAGCUGCUGACAGCAUUUAAGAUUUGCUGCUCACGCUGGUAUCACACUGGGAGUUAAUCCCUCCUCCACUGGGAUGAAGAAAUCAUCUCCCUUGGCUAGUCCAAGUUGGAUGGAUAAUUGGAACAACUCUGGACUGUGCAUUGUCCUAGUGCCUUGCUGCUAAAUGCCAUUCCUGGAACUAAGGAGGAAUUUUGGGGUCACAAGGACUGAGUCUUGUGUCUCCAAAUGACACCCCCUGCUCUGGGAGUGUUGGUGAGGGACCUCUGCUGCCUUUUACCUCAAUUCACUGAUGGCUCUGGGACUCCAUCAUUCACCACCCUUUCCUUUGGUGUUUCCUCAUCCUCUUAAUCCUACUGUGUAUUUCUAGAGAGGAAAUACUGUGGUUGUCAAUGCACACAUAAAGACAGUAAAUAUUCUUUGGGAUAGGGGAGGAGGACAAGCCAUUCCUGCUCCUCAGAGCAGGUUUGGGUUAACAUCAUUCCAAACCUCCCAGGAAAUCCUUCAAGAGCUACAGGGGUCCCUGCAGAUCUCCUGCCUGGGGGUGUUCAAGUGCCCUUCCACCACUCAAGGAUCCGGUGUCUGGAGCUGGUGGACACAAAAGUUUGUGGAACAGUUGGACAAACUGACCUUGUUGCUAAACUACAUCAUUAACAGCAGAACUUAGGGUACAGCACAAGCUCCAGGCAGUAUCUUCUCCACAAAGUGUCUCUGGGAGGCAGAGUGAUGGAAGGUGUCCAUUCCAGACCUGGCCAAAGCUGCACCAUCAGUAACGGCUGAUCCCUGCUGUGUUCCUACCACCUCCUCCUCACCUUGUUUUUCUCAUUGCCCAACAUUUGUUUUGCCAGAAUAAGAUGCUAAUAAAAUCACGCCUAGUUACCAAAUUGGUUUUCAAGU
Molecule: messenger RNA, 6798 nt
Organism: Prinia subflava (tawny-flanked prinia)
Lineage: Eukaryota; Metazoa; Chordata; Aves; Passeriformes; Cisticolidae
Gene: GTF3C4
Product: general transcription factor IIIC subunit 4
Exons: 5
Coding region: 42-2447 (801 amino acids)
Biological process (GO): transcription initiation at RNA polymerase III promoter
Cellular component (GO): transcription factor TFIIIC complex
Molecular function (GO): histone acetyltransferase activity; protein binding
Source: RefSeq, a predicted model, not a curated record